Messenger RNA from Suillus discolor, 1362 nucleotides. RefSeq lists its product as uncharacterized. The record is from RefSeq and is a predicted model, not a curated record. The coding region runs from base 1 to 1362 and encodes 453 amino acids. Lineage: Eukaryota; Fungi; Basidiomycota; Agaricomycetes; Boletales; Suillaceae. The transcript is spliced from 8 exons.
AUGGCCCCAGGUACUGGACGACUCGAUGCGUACUUUCCUUCUGAUCGCCCAGUGGUUGCCAGCACUGCUAUCACACCCGACCAAGGGGUAUGUCCCAUCACACCCGACCAACGCUACACACACAAACUUCCUCCCGAAUUCUCACAGGAUUGCCAGGUGAUUCCUGAGGCUACCACAGAGGAUUGCCCCAGCGCUGGCAUCAGCAACACAAUUACCCCCAGUGCUGGAGUCACCAGCAAUCGCCCAGUGAUUCCUGGGGCUACUGCAGAGGAUUGCCCCAGUGCUGGCAUCAGCAACGCAGCUGGCAUUAGCAAUGCAAUUACCCCCAGCGCUGGCAUCAGCAACGCAAUUACCCCCAGUGCUGGAGUCACCAGCGAUCGCCCAGUGAUUCCUGGGGCUACUGCAGAGGAUUGCCCCAGCGCUGGCAUUAGCAACGCAAUUACCCCCAGCGCUGGAGUCACCAGCGAUCGCCCAGUGAUUCCUGGGGCUACUGCAAAGGAUUGCCCAGUGCUUGGCAGCACUGGCAUCAAUAACUCGAUGGCUAUCGCGGCAGGCCAGACCCAGUCUCAGUGCCUGUUCUCCAUUUCCACGGGUAUCGAUCCUCGCUCGCUCACCUUCCAAAAUUCGGACGAGUUCUACUUAUUUAUGGAAAUGUGGGCUGAGUUCAAAUGGCUGUCAUAUCAAAUGACUUCAAAGCGCUGGGUGCUGGCGACAGAAGAGUACAACCACCGUCUCAUCAAGAAAAAGGGCCAGUCAGUCGUCCAGAAGAACCCACAAGCCCUCCUACGUGCGCUGGGUGACAUCGAGCCGAAGCUGAUGAGCAAAAUCACCAAGAAUGACUAUACCUCACGCAAAAACAGCGAGUCAUUUUGGCGCCAUCAUUGUUCUGUCGUCCCACUUGUGAAGGAAGAACCAGGCAGAAAGGCUCGAAAGGCACAGACAUGCUCCCGCUGUCAAACAAUUAUGUAUCCAGGACCCGAGAACUCGCCCCUCAACCACAAGAAGGGGUAUUGUGCAGAUGGUGUCAAGCAGUCCUCCAAGGCUGCCGGCGAGGAACUGCCUCCCUGGCCUCAGCCACGAGGAAUCUUCUCUGAGGGCCAAACAUUCCACCCUCACGUGUUCCUGUUGAUGGUCCAGCGCGUCUAUGAGCAUGUCUUCAUGCAGGGACCAGGAGAGACGGACCUGCUCGAGACCGAAGCAUUUUCGAAGCUGCUGAUUUUGCGCACCGAGGUUCACGAGUCGGAUAACAUGGUGCUUUUUCGACUGUUCAAGGGUUUCAUCACUGACCCAACCACUCCCCGCGACCGGAUUGUCUCUUGCAACGGUGAGGAAUGGCUGAGGAUUAACUACCUGCAGCAGUAA